UCACAUUCCUAAUUCAGAGCUAGCUGGAAGAGCCGGCAGUUGGUGAUUUAUAUGUUUUAACAUUACAUGUUCGGUUUUAACACUAUUAUUGUGCAUAUGUGCUUAGUUAUCGUGUUCUUUCAGCAGUGAAGUUUAUCCAUUUGUUUUCGAGAGUUUGUGGAACGUGAAAGUAUUUAUAUUGUACGCAACAAUGUCUUCCCUUGCUAUCCUCGAUCGCGAAUUAUGCAGCAUUGUGGAUGAAAUGCGUUCCGGAAAAGUUACUCAGCGCCAAAAGGCCUUCGAGAAAUUAGAGCUUAUACUCAACAGCCGCGAAGAUGACAUCCUAAGGUACAUGGCUGCAAAUAAAUACGACACUAAUUGGAAGGAUAUACUGGGAGCCGCUCAUCACGGUAUCAAGAUUCAGAACGAUAGAAUGGGGGAGCCCAACACUGUCGGCGCACUGAGUGCUGAGGGCAAAAGCUACAUCUACAUCAAGGUGGUGCAAAAAGUGGUUGAUUUAGCGAUGAACCGAAAUGAACCGGAAAUUAGCUUUGACGAGUUGAUCAAAAGGAUCAUAGAGGUGUUGAAUGAUUCGUCCAUGGCAAAAUACUUUUGUGUGUGCUACAUUCAAAUAUUGCAAAAGCAUGUCCUGAAUACGAAGUGGGACUUGACUGUUAUAAGAGCCGAGCAAUGGAAAGAUAUCAUAAAGACAUGCUUUAAACUUUACGAAGAUACAAGAUUAGCGAAGCCACUCAUUGUCGGCUGUUUGCGAAUAGCUGUUCAAAAGAGUCUAGACAACUGUUCUGUCCAGGAUUAUCUCGGGGAAUACCUGAACCCAUUAGCGCAAAUGAUAAACGAGUGUGACCGAGGAAAGGUAUUAUAUGAACUGAUCAGAGUUGCCUACUACUAUGCAUUGAAUUUAGCGGUGGACCUUCGGUAUUAUAUUUGCCAUUUUAUUAAAAAAAUAGCACAUCGGUUGAUUAAAUCAUACGAACCGAAGAUGGAAGGUGAUGUGAAGACUUUUAUUUUCCGAUUAAUGCAUAUUGCGGUGAUUGUGCACAAUCCUGAGAAAAAUUUUACGGAGUGGAGAUCGAAUCAGGACUUGGAAUUCACGGGGGAUCGGCUGGAAUGGAAUAAGUUUCUGCGAAACUUCUACUAUAUCAUUGAAUGUGAGGUAAAAGUACAUGCUUCCGCGUCGUAUGAUGCAGCGAGUGGGAGAGAUGUACCCUUUGUAGAUGGCUUCAUAGACUUAGCCGCAAGGUUAUGCUACUUGGUUUUCUGGCACGAUGAAGUGUGGCUUCAAAGGGAUGAACCAGAUGGCAAUAGUGCAAAAAGAAUCAAGCGAGCAAACAAACUGCAAAGUCUUAUGGAUUUAAUUGAGGUGGACAUCAGUAAACCAAAUUGGCGAUGGUUCAUCAUACUAGCGGAAAUCGUCGAACGCUGCCCAGCGGUUGUUGAGGAAAACGAUUAUCAGCCUUUACUGCAUCUGUUAAGCACAAUACAGCCUAAACUACAAUUUUCGUCCCAUGUGAAAUCAUUCCGUUUCUGUUGUCUAGCCCUGUUGAACUAUGAGAAUAAUGCGACGUUCCAGAAGUCAGUGAUCAUUGAUAAAAACCAAUGUGCGGAGCUUUGGCUCAAGAUAAUAGAGACAUGCUUUCGGUGUAGCACCUCCAACAACAAGUGUGCCUCAGAUAAUCACUGUCUGUUGCGACUGCUCAUUACUCAUCGUAAAUACCCUUCGGCCACGUUCCUAAAUAGUAUUCUUAAUGCGUUUUAUUGCUACUCAAUCGACCGCAAGAACGUCAAUAUUGAGACCAUAGCAACGAUUCUGGAAACGAUUCCAUUAGAGUCGUUAGGAAAUGUACAGGAAAUGGUCGAGAAACUGUUAAACUACAUUUUCCCAAGUUCACGCGAAGCUCAGGCAAAAGCAAUUUUGAAUCACCAGGAACAACUCGAUAUGAAGCUUCUAGCAAAUGUUUCAAUCAAUUUAUCGGUUACGAAGCACCAACACAAGGACUGUGAGCAAGCGCAAAAGUAUCGCCCGAGAACUAAGUAUUUUGAGACAAAUCAUAUGGUGCGAGACAUCGAAGAAAAUAUCCUUCUGAGAAGUAUCCAAAAACUACUGGAAGUUAACAUAAUCAAACAAGAUCCGCAACCUUUGCAGAAGGCAGUACCAUUGGUUACUUAUAACAUACACGAGGCUAAUUUUGGAAUGCUUUGCGCGGUGCUGAAUUCCGAGAAACAUAAUCCCGCAGACAAAAGUUUAAUCAACAUCAUUCGGGACAUUGAACUGUUUUUGGUCAUUUUGAACAGUUUUCUGGCUCACAAUGCUUUUACUAAAGAUGGUUUUGAAAAAUGCUUAUUAACGAAGAAGCUUGCAUUCAAAAUUCAGGAAAUGGAUUUUGCAUUCGGAGCUGUUGAAAAUCGUGAUUUGAUCAUGUUAGAGCUGCAUGAAAUAUCUACCGGGCUGCUGGUGAUAUUCCAAGGACCUUAUCACGAGUUCAUAAAUCAGAUGAUCGCAAAAAGCAACUUUACUAAUAUUCUCAAAUGGAUUCUAAAAAAUGCGCGAAAUUUACCUAACGAUGAUUCCGAUGUCACUGAGUUCUUGCAGUACAGAAAGCUCAGCAAGCAACAGUUGCAUCAUCAUAAUCUACUGUUGGUCGUUGCCCAUUAUAUGAAAUAUCAUGGAACACACACGAUGAAAUUGCAAACAUUUCUCGACUCAACUAUAUUCAACAUGUACAAUAAUUUGGUUAUUUUCCACGUUAUGAAGAUGUCCGAGAUAUUGGUUGACCACAGUUCAUCUCUUCCCGUCGCAAAAUGGAUACUGAAACAUGUCAAAGAUAUUUGUGUAGCUCAUCAUACAAACAUAGGCAUCACGGAAGCCAUAAUCGAUUUGUUCCCCAAGCUGAUUACUUUCGUUAGUCCGCAUGAUGAACUGUUCAACGACACCAUUACACUGUUCUCAUCGUUCAACCGGAAGGCCACCAUGCUGCACUACUCGGUGAAUUUGCAGAAAAAAAUCCACAGCCAGAUUAAGCAUCUCAUCAAAGCGUUUCCCGACCACUACGAAGCACAUAAGGUACUCUAUACGAGAAUGGCCACGUUGAUCGCAUCAUCAGAUUUUGUCAUUAAAAUGACUGCCGUUGAAAAUUUGAUCCAUAUCUUUAAGGAUGGCUGGGCUUUUCCCGCGGACCAAAUUCCAAGUAAAUUUUACCUUUUUCAACUGACACUUUACUCUGAGGUUGGAUUUAAAAUGGAUAUGGCUUCAACAAGGGACAAAAAGCAAUGCACGUUGUCGGCCUUCAUUCAACUGUUGUAUGCAGCGAUGUGUAGCAAUUAUUAUCUCAGGAAACGUGCCAUGUUGGAUUUGGUGGAACAAAUAAGUUUGAGUCAAUGGCAACCACACAAAGUACAACUAUUAAUUAAAUUGAUCAAUGAGACGGGAUUAAUCGAUCCGGUUGAAGCGGUGCAGAAUUCCCUAGAUAGCAUACUCGAGCUGUGGAUUACCAAGAAUUACAAAUUAGAAACAUUCCCUUGGAGCUUGACUGGUUCAGAAUCAUAUAAACACUUCCUGCAAAAGUAUCACCCUCAAAUUGCUUUCGCUAUCCUCCGCCACAAAGCGAUGGAUAUACACCAGUUUUGUAAGGCUAUUAAUAAAUCAUUGUCAGAGGUUGUAAAGACCAUCAUUACAAAAUGUGUAGCUUACAUCAUUCCGAAAUGGGCCAACUGUGCUAUUCAAACCGAAAGCUACACUCGGGUUGCCAGAGACAUGCAGCUAAUAAUUGGCCUCUAUCUAGAGAUGGACAAACUCUUCCUGGAAGAUGAAUCGAUCGUGUCAGUUAUACUACACCUUUUGGAACUUGUUCAGGAUGAAACAUUGACGAAGGAUGUCUUCGAACGAGAGGUUCUUACGCUGCCCGAUGAAUUCGUUUUGAGCAAAGAAAAUUUCAAAAAGUGUUCAGGGCAAUUGAGAGUUUUGAUAUGUCCCAGCACUAGCCAAUCGUUUUUUGUUUACCUAUGUGUGGAGCGCCCGGAGGUUAUUGAGCGCAUCUUCUUUGGUUUAAAGUUGAAAAUUUUCCAGACGAAAAUCAUAGAAGAAAAGAUGCAGAUAUUUGUGCGAUACGCAGGAUUUAUGAAGGAGUUGAUGCCAUAUCUUUGUCAGACCCGAUCGGGAGACAUGAAACAGUUUUUAACUCGAGACAUUUGUUAUUUUUUAUGCAACACGAUGAUUUCCACAAAAUCAUUGCAGAUACCAGUUUUAAAUUGGCUGUUGAAAUUUAUUCCCACAGUGAUCAUAUCAUGUGCAGAAUAUUUUGCCCCGCAUUUGAACCUUCUAACAUCCUCAUUGUUCACAAUCUAUAACCAAAAUACCUCUGAAGAGUUGAGCGGCAAAAUACACGCUUUCCUAGACUUAGUUGUGAUAAAGCGUGGCUCACUACUUGGCGAUGUAAUUGGGAAACUGAACUAUUUCCCGGAGGACAAUAGAUUCAAUGAUGUUCGCGAAGCAUUGGCUCGUAUGACCGCAGCUAGCGAACGAACUCUCGCCGAGGACAUCUCUGCCAUUAUUCAACUCCCGCACUUAAAGUAUGAAGAGCUGGCCGCAUUGCGUGGUUUGUUGGUGAAUAAAAAAGAUGAGUUAGCUGGGUUAUGCGAAGAAUUGAAGUCAUCCAAUGGGUUUUUGGAAAACUGCACCGAAAACGUACUCAUGCGACUCAUCAAUACACUUUUGGAAGAAAUUCGUACGGAUAAUAACGACAAACGCACCAUCGAAUCCUUACGGUGUCUCGGAGAGAUCGGGCCUGUUGAUUUGUCGACGUUGAUUCUGAGAUCGGAUGCUGAGCCCGAAAUUUAUGAGAAUCUAAAAAACACAGAAAGCGCAGUACAGCAAUUUGUGCGAGUGUUGAUUGGUGAAUUGAAUCAGUUAAUAGUGCACAAAAAUUUGUGCGUAGCCGAGGAAGCAACUUCGGUGUGUUAUUAUUUGUUGCAAAAUAGCAAAUUCAGAGGGCUAGCGGCUGAUUUUAGAACACUCUUUCCUUAUAUGGUACAUCCUGCAAGAGACCAUCGAAUCUUGGAGCGAUCGUCAGGUCCUAUGAAUCUUACCGGGGCUUUUGAAUCUUUAAGCGAUUCGUGCAGCUAUGAAUCGUUUGUUUCAACAGUGGCAACGACGUUGUUUGAGUUUUUGCAAGAUAAAAAGCUGAAACUUCUCGUCGAUGCCGAGUUUACUUUGGCUUCCAAGAUGGUUUCUAUGCUGAUACAGAUUGUGCUUAGCUUCAAUGAUGGCGGAUUAAAUGAGGACAUUAGAACUUUCGUUAGUAAAUACUUCAAAAAAUUCAAAGAAAAUUCCACAUCGACAGAAUACAUCAGGAGCAAUUUAGAAAGUGUCCAUCUAAUGCUUAAAAUUGUCGAAUGUGUUCGAAUGUAUAGCCAGAAUCAUUCACAGUAUAAAAUCGAGCUCGACUAUAUGCCAAUCGCUUCCGCUAGUCUCCAGUGCGAGGCGUAUUUCAAAGCCAUCAUGUAUUGCGAACUAUGGUGUAUGGAGCAACUGAACGGCGGCGUGAACAACGACACGAUUAAGAACAAUCCACAGUUGAUGGACAUAUUGAAAAGUGCCUACUCCGCGAUCGGUGUCGACGAGGCCGCGAGGGCUUUUCUCGAUCCGAUUACUUCUCGAAAAGAGUACUACCAGCAGGAACAGAAACACAACCUAUGCCUGUUAUACCACGAUAUAUCAAGUUCGAGCACCGGUACUUCAGAAAUGUUUGCGUAUAGAGACGCACUAAAGAUAUCAAGUCUCUACGGGUUGGCUAAUAGGAUCGCCUCUGAUGUGGAUUUUGAUUGCGCUUGGCGAUUAGCUGAUUGGACUGUGCCACUGGAUGUUUCCACGAAAGGAAAUGAUGAUACGGUUAACUGGCGGGACGUGUUUCAGAAGCAGCACUAUAAAGCUCUUAAAUGUCUGGAACUGAAAGACCAAGCUGCCACCGAAAGUGCAGUUUUUGAAGGAAGAAAAGCACUAUCAAAAAUGUUGAAGGUAGCUAGUUUGGAAUCGACCAAAAACAUCUAUCCAUACCUUUGCAAACUGCGUCAACUGCAACAAAUUGAGGAUUUUAUGAAUGUCCACUUCCAUUACGUUAAGGACGGGGAAAAAGUGCUUAUUCAGAAGUGGAACGAUCAAGAUAAAUUACCUUACAGUGACUUCGCUGGCAUGGAAGUGAUCCUUACGCAACGUGUAACAAUUUUGAAGACAGCAGGAAUUCGAGCCACGCGAACUUGGGUCCCGGAUACGUUGAAUCAGGCACGGUUCCAUCUGAUUCACGAGGCCCGAACCACUGGUCAUCACGACGUCGCUAUGGCUAAUAUUUGUUCAAUGAUACGGCAACCUUUGUCGGAGGAUGUUAAAGCGUUGGUAAUGUUAGAAGAUGCUCUCUUGAAUUGGUCGAUUGGCGAUAAAUUUCUAUCGAAGAGGCUUGUGAAUGAGAUUGUUUCUGGUGGUAAGUGUAAGGAUCUUCUGGUCAACGCAGCUGCCUACCGGAUCUACGGAACUUUCCUGGCGGAAACAAACGUCGAGGAUGUACACAACCUUCACAAGAACUUUUUCAACCAAUCUAAUGCGCUAGUAGAAGAAGCUCUGCGGCAAAGCAGUCAACAAGAAAACAAAUCCAGCACUGCUUAUCAGAGCAAAUGUCUAGAGAAUGAUCGAAAUUUCAUAGUUUUGCACACCAUAGCCAAAUAUGCGGACAGAGAAUUCGUACGGUUGAAAGCCCAUUUCAAAUCAAAUGACUUCAAGCUGAGAAGAAUGAACUUGGAAAAACUGAAGAAGGAAAUAAACAUGCUCGAUGUGGAAAUACAGAGUUUAGAUGACACAGACAGAGAGAAGUUGUCGGCUUUGAGGAGAGCUAGGAUUUCCGCGAAACAAAAUGCUACCCGAGAUGAAGAAUCGUUGAAAACUAUGGUUACAAACAUGGAAGACUACCUUAAAAUGGCGCUACUGUACUAUUCUUCGUAUACCCGGAAGUCUAGUGUUGAAAGUGACUUAGCCGUGUUCCGGAUAGUUGCGCUGUGGUUGGGUAAUCAUAACGUGGAAAUUAUUACCAACGUCAGGGAAGCGCUAAAGGUCGUUCCGAGUUAUAAAUUCGUACCCGUUCUACCUCAGCUCGCUCCUCGGUUGGACAACAGUGCUGAGGGUAUAGGGAAAAUAAUCGAGGAAAUAUUAGAGCGGUGUGCUAUCGAUCAUCCUCACCAUACGUUGCCUCAUAUCUUUGCCCAAGUGCAUGCAUAUGCGGAUGUGGAGUCGAAAGACAUUCCUAGAGAUGAUAAGCGACUGCUCGGGGCCCAAUCGCUGUACAAAAAGCUGUUGAAAAAUCAGAAGAUCUCACCCAUUGUGAAUCAAAUGAGCAACAUGAGUCUGGCAUUCAUCGAGAUGGCCAACAGACCAUUGGGUAGCGGGCGAGCAUUUAGCAGCUACAAGAUGAGUUCGCGCGAUACGUUAAAAAAGUGUCAAAUGCUGGACAAGGUUCACUGUCCUACCGUAGAGUUGCGGGUUUGCGAGAGUGGCAUUUAUAAUAAUAUCAUAGGAAUACACAAGUGGAACGAUCACAUCGAAGGUGUCGGGGGCAUCAACGCCCCGAAGAAGUUGAUCUGUCACUGCAUGGAUGGGCAGGACCGCGUUCAGCUGAUCAAAGGAAAAGAUGAUAUGCGUCAGGAUGCGGUCAUGUUGCAAGUUUUCAGCAUCCUCAACGUGUUGCUGUGCAACGAUAAGGACGCAAAUCGGAAGAAGCUUAGGGUACGCACCUACAAGGUGGUUCCCCUGUCGAGACAAAGUGGCAUUUUGGAGUGGUGCUCGAACACAACGACGUUCGGGGGUUGGCUUGUACCAGCGCAUGAGCGCUACCGACCCAAAGAUCUGAAUCCAACCGAUGCCCGCAAAUCUUUUGCCGAAAUGGCGAAAUCUUCGCUGAAAACCAAACAGGAAAAGUUCUUGAAAAUCUGCCAGCGGCUCAGUCCCGUGUUUCAGUAUUAUUUCUUCGAGAAGUUCCUCACGCCGGGUAUGUGGUUCGAGCGACGCCUUAGUUACACUAAAAGUGUCGCGGUAUCUUCGAUGAUCGGUUACAUUCUGGGGAUAGGUGACCGACAUGUGCAGAAUCUUUUGGUGGACGAAAAAACAGCGGAGAUUAUUCAUAUAGAUUUUGGCAUUGCAUUUGAAUUGGGGAAAAAUCUACCCACCCCGGAAACGAUCCCAUUCCGAUUGAGCAGGGAUAUGGUGGCUGGGAUGGGUGUUAGUGGCAUCGAGGGAGUUUUUAAAAAAUCCUGUGAGAAAACGUUGGAGAUUUUGCGUAACAACCAUGCACCGAUCAUGACCAUCUUGGAAGUUCUUUUGUACGAUCCGUUGUACAGCUGGAAUGUCAUGUCCAAUAAGAAGGCUGUUCGGGAGCAGAGAGCGGAAAUGUAUGGUGGUAAUUUAACCGCAACAGAGACUUCCAAAGAAGGUGCAGUGAACAUCAGUGCGGAACGUGCCUUACUACGCGUUAGUGAGAAACUGAAUGGGAAGGAAGAUGAGAAAUUUACGUCCGUUGAAGGACAAGUGGAAAGACUUAUUUUUGCUGCCACUAGCAACCUAAACUUGUGUCAGUUAUUUCAUGGAUGGCAACCAUACUUGUAAAAGCCACAUGUUACGAAUUUAUUCACACGUUCGUUCGUUUAUUGUCGUUAUAUCUGUUUCAGCGUUGCAUUAAAGCAUUGUUCACUAUCACGAAAUGUAUCUUUUCAC
Messenger RNA from Toxorhynchites rutilus septentrionalis, 8746 nucleotides. It is a transcript of the gene tefu, whose product is annotated as serine/threonine-protein kinase ATM. Bases 191 to 8638 code for a protein of 2815 amino acids. NCBI's taxonomy places the organism in Eukaryota, Metazoa, Arthropoda, Insecta, Diptera, Culicidae. The transcript has 18 exons. Gene Ontology annotation, molecular function: protein serine/threonine kinase activity; protein binding. Gene Ontology annotation, biological process: DNA repair. The record is from RefSeq and is a predicted model, not a curated record.